Molecule: messenger RNA, 1942 nt
Organism: Diospyros lotus (date-plum)
Lineage: Eukaryota; Viridiplantae; Streptophyta; Magnoliopsida; Ericales; Ebenaceae
Product: putative pentatricopeptide repeat-containing protein At1g68930
Exons: 1
Coding region: 17-1906 (629 amino acids)
Biological process (GO): RNA modification
Molecular function (GO): protein binding; RNA binding
Source: RefSeq, a predicted model, not a curated record
UAUCUGGGGAUCCUACAUGACCAUCGGCUUCUCUGCUGCACCUCGACCUUUCAGAAUUGCCCACAAGACCUUCCGUUAUUACGCUUCUGCCCCAGGGCUCGACCCGCCUCUCUGCGUCCUCCGAUUCCUGCAACUUUCCAUCGACCGCCAAUCUUUGAAGCUCACGGAACAGUCCCAUGGCCGCGUCUUCCGUCUGGGAUUCGACCAAAACGCCGUCGUCGCGACGAAGCUCAUCUCUGCAUACUCCGCGUGCAGAGACCCAGUCGAGGCAAGGGUUGUUUUCGACUCGGUUCGGUGCAAGAAUGUGUACAUAUGGAACGCUAUGAUUAACGGGUACGCGAAAAAUAAGUUUUACAGGGAAAGUUUUGAUCUUUUUACGCAAAUGUGCUUAGGUGAGGAGUCGCCGGAUGACUUCACAUAUUCGACUCUUUCGAAAGUUUCCACCGAUAUUGGGGACUUUUCUGCGGGGAAAGUGGUUCAUGGGAAGUGUAUACGAACUGGGCUUGUUUCAGAUACUGUUGUUGCUAAUUCCAUUUUGUCUAUGUAUUGUAGAUGUAGUGAAUUUAUUGAGUCGCGUAAGCUGUUCGAUGAAAUGCCGCGGAGGAAUAUUUCUUCUUGGAAUACACUAUUAGGAGGUUUCAUGAAUUCCGAGGAGGAGAAGGUUGAUAGUUCUAUAAUAUGGGAAUUUGUUAAAACUAUGCAAAUUGAAGGGCUGAAACCCGAUGCAUAUACUGUGUCUAGUCUUCUCCCUUUGUGUGGAGGAGAUGCUGGCAAAUGGAACCGUGGAAGGGAAGUUCAUUGUUACACUGUGAAGAAUGGACUGGAGUUGGGUUCGGGUUCUGACGUUCAUUUAGGAUGUUGCUUGAUUGAUAUGUAUUCGAGAAGUAAUAAAGUAAACGUUGCUGGAUUGGUUUUUGACCAUAUGAAGUCGAGAAAUGUUUUUGCUUGGACUGCAUUGAUCAAUGGUUAUGUGCAGAAUGGAGAAUCAGAGAAAGCUUUGAUUCUUUUCCGUGAAAUGCAAAUGAGAGAUGGAACAGAACCCAACAGGGUCUCGCUUGUGUGCCUUCUCCCUGCUUGUAUUUCACUUGCUAGUUUAAUGGGAGGGAAGCAAAUCCAUGGCUUUGCAAUAAGAAAGGAAUUAACGCAUGAAGUUUCAUUAUGCAAUGCCCUGAUUGACAUGUACGCCAAGUGUGGUAGCUUGACCAGUGCCAGACGACUAUUUGAAGAUCAUCCUUUUUGUAAAGAUGCAGUAUCUUGGAGUUCAAUGAUUUCUGGAUAUGGAUUGCAUGGGAAGGGUCAAGAAGCCAUUUAUUUGUAUGAGAAGAUGCUUCAACUUGGGAUCAAACCAGAUGUGAUUGUAAUGGUGGGGGUGCUUUCUGCUUGCAGUAGGUCGGGAUUGGUAAAUGAAGGCCUUGACAUUUACAACUCAGUUGUAAGGCACCAUGGAAUUAAACCAACAUUGGAGAUGUGUGCGUGUGUGGUUGAUAUGUUAGGCCGAUCGGGCCAGCUGAAGCAAGCCUUGGACUUCAUCAAGGCAAUGGCUGUGGAACCUGGUCCCAGUGUAUGGGGUGCUCUUCUUAGUGCUUCUCUCCUCCAUGGGAAUUCUGAGAUAAGAGAUUUGGCUUAUGAAUUCCUUAUUCGGAUCGAACCUGAGAAUGCAUCUAAUUACGUAUCCCUGUCAAACUCAUAUGCUUCUUCUCAGAAGUGGGGUGUUGCUGCUGAAGUGAGGACUGUCAUGAAAGAGAAGCAACUAAGGAAGUUGCCUGGUUGCAGUUGGAUAACUGUUAACAAGGAAACUCACAGCUUCUAUGUUGCUGAUAAAGCGCAUCCUUGUUCUGAUAUUAUUUAUGGGAUGCUGGAUGAACUAGUUCUAAUGAUGAAGGGUUAUGGCAAUUCUCGUGAAUAAGUCUAUUUGUAAGCUCGUUUAUGAAGGGUAAAAUUA